AUGCUCAACUGGGAGAAGCGGGAAUCGGAGAAGCGGCUGAAUAAUAUCGAUGACUUGGUCAGGGACAAUAUGAAUGUAAAAAAGUGUUAGUACCGUAACCCUAAAAUACAGUAACCCCCAGACUCUUCCCGAACGAACUUCAAAGCUGUCGGCUCGAGAAAUGUGCUCCGCCAAUCCGUCUCCGUGCCUCCCACCGCUAAAGUUUUUCGAAGGAGAGAUCAGGGUAACUUAUAAUAGAAACGAUCAUGCGCCUUUAAAGUACGGUACCGACCUACCGUAGCCUGUAUUCAAAUCAUUUCAGGCGGCACCGCGGUACAAUCUAUCCACGUGUGUCGUCCAGAAGAGCAUGAGCACCGUGAUGACGUCAAUGUUUUGCUAUUUGCGCGACGAGCAAAAGUUUGUGGCGAACAAUCGAGAUCUUCUCAAAGACUGGAAAAUUAUUCGCUUUUGCAUGUUCAAGAAUGAGUUCCGAAAUCUGGGAGCACUUCGCAAAAAGUUCAAGGUUUAUAUCCGAUUCCAAACCGAGUUUUGUACUAUUUUCUAAAGGAAUCCGACCAAAAAUGGACUCAUCUAAUGAUGGUCAGACAUCCAUUCGAACGAUUCGUUUCGGGCUUCGUGGACAAGUGCUACAGGUAUUUUCAAAAGUAUUCCCACAGUUACCGCACGGAACCCCAGCCUUCCAAUAAAAAAUUCCCUUGGCGCAAUUCACGUGCGCUAAACAAGGCGUGUAACGCGUAAUUCCGGAGCGUCGUUGUAGAGUUUCUCAUUUCAAUUUUCCCUUUUUUCGCAUUAUCCCCAUCUUUUCAGAACCAAGCAGUGUCAAAACUUAUGAAAAUGAUUAGAAAUAAAUAAAAAUGAAAUUUUAACUGCUUCGCCAUCAAUUUCGAAACGUUUUAUGUGAAAAUUACAGAAUUUUUUUCCUUUUGGAAUCGAAAAUUUGCCUCAAUUAUCUCAAUUCUGUAUAUUUUUCGACGGUUGAGCGCUUAAAAGAUGCGCAAUAAACUCCUUGUUUGACUGGAUGGUUCGAAUGCCAGUGUCCGAACUCGAUUCGGCAAAUAAUCGUUAAAACUCCGUUUUUUCCAGUAGUUUUCGACAAAAUCCCUCAAUUUGGUCAAUUCUAAACGAGUCUGCUCAGUUUCGCGCUUGAAUCGAUGCUUUUAACGCAGACAAUCGCCCUACGAUUCGCAAAGAACAAAAUUUGAGUGUUUAUUAAGAGAAAAACGAAAGAAUUCUGGUUUUCAAUUGAAAAAAGAAACUCCGAGUCGACGGUGGAUGCAAGCGCGCCCCAUUGACAACUCGCUUGCGCAUUGGAAUGCUGGGGUUCCGUGUACCGUACUAUUUACAGGAAACCAGUAGUCCAACAUUUCUGUAAUGGUUGCAAAAGAAAUCUGACAUGUUUCAUGGAGACUGAAUAUGCUCGUAUCAAGAAACAAGUGGAGGAGAAUAAGUUUUUGAGAACCUACGAGGAUCGACACUUUUUCCCACAGAAUUGGUAAGCCUGAGUGGCCUAGGAGACACUGAAAAUGUUAGUCAAUUUGCAGGCGGUGCAACCUGCACCAAUACUUCUCAAACUUUACAUUCAUCCCCUACUCCUCCUCGCCCAACUUCUCCAUCACCGCCCAUCUCUUUCCGAUCUUCCGCGCUCACAACGUCCCGGAAUCCUCGCUGGCCUACAUCCAGACGGCCCUCGAUUCGGGCCGUACCGCGCACAGCACCGUCUCCUCGAAAGCGAGCGAAUUCGUCGAGAAGCGUCUAUGGAGCAGCCCGUAUCUCAUGGAAUUACUCGUCAAAAUGUUCUAUCACGACUUUGUUCUCUUCAAUUUUACACUUCCUGCCAUAUAA
Messenger RNA from Caenorhabditis sp. 36 PRJEB53466, 1842 nucleotides. Lineage: Eukaryota; Metazoa; Nematoda; Chromadorea; Rhabditida; Rhabditidae. The record is from the annotation of a GenBank genome assembly.